Molecule: messenger RNA, 3128 nt
Organism: Mus musculus (house mouse)
Lineage: Eukaryota; Metazoa; Chordata; Mammalia; Rodentia; Muridae
Gene: Mettl15
Product: methyltransferase like 15
Exons: 7
Coding region: 1632-2570 (312 amino acids)
Biological process (GO): mitochondrial small ribosomal subunit assembly; rRNA base methylation
Cellular component (GO): methyltransferase complex; mitochondrion; mitochondrial matrix
Molecular function (GO): rRNA (cytosine-N4-)-methyltransferase activity; methyltransferase activity
Source: RefSeq, a predicted model, not a curated record
GGCAGAGGCAGGCAGAUUUCUGAGUUCAAGGCCUGCCUGCUCUACAGGGUGAGUUCCAGGAUAGCCAAGGCUACACAGAGAAACCCUGUCUCGAAAAAAAAAAAUGAGGAGAGUUCAUUUUGUUUUAAAUAUUCUUUCCAUAUAUAGUGCUUGACCUUUGGUGUCUCAGGCAUAUUUUUAACCCCUUAAACAUUACCUUACUUUAUUCUCAAAACAGACUAUAAGAUAUAAACAUAUUGUUUUGAUUUUAUUAGGAGAAAACUGAAGUGUUAGAAAAACUUUUAUAGGGAAGUAUUUCUCUUGUAAAAGAAACCAAGUCAAAAUUAGCCAUUUGUUUUUAAAAUACUUUCUAGGUCAAGUGACUAUAAUAUAUUUUAAUUUAGUUUGAAAAUAUGUUUAUCUUGUUAUCUUGAAAAAUUAUAUUGGUAAAUGACUAAGUAGGCAUGUACAUUCCAUCUUUGUCUUGUUUUGACAUUCACACUAUAUAGGCUUCUUAGUGUUACAAGUGUCGCCACAUGUAAUCCCAAUACUACCCAUUUAAUUUCACUUCUGCAUUGCACUUGCUUGAUAGCAGGGUUCCACUAAUGAGAUCCAUACUCUCCAGGAAUCAUACAUUUGGUUAAAACAGAGAGGUUUUAACAAUACAACCAAUACUAUUAUUGUGCAGUUGUCAACUCAUGAAUUUGGCAGAAGUAAUAACAGGACGAGAGAACCUCAUGCUUUUUAACAAAAUUAAAGAGUCGGGGUAGGGGACCGGAACUUCCCAAAAGUACAGGGUUAAGAAGGUUGAAAUUUCCACCUUUGGUUAGAAAUUGGAUGAUGCAUGGAGCCAUUAUUUUAUAGUAGACAGAAAAUUGAAAGUUACAUUUAAACUUUCGCCAGACAUCAAAACAAUUCUUAAAGCAAGCAAACAAACAAACAAACAAACAAACAAACAAAAUAAAACCCCCCAAAACCCUUAAAAGUGAGAUCUUGUUUUUCCAGGAUGAUCUUUUGGAAACCCCUGACCCACAACACCCUUUCAAAGUAGGUGCUGGGAGCAGCGGAACUAAAGGCAGACACACUUCAGUUGCUCCGACGGAAGGACGAGGGCCGUCUGUCCGUUCUUACAAGUUUCCCCCACUCGGGACUUAGGUGUACGCAAACAGGUUCUUCUGCGUUUUAGCAUCGCGGCCGGCCCAACUUUUUUUGUUGUUUUUGUUGCCUCAGAUUUCUUGACCUACAAAAUGCUUCGAUAUCCAUAUUUUUACAGAACAUAUAAUAGACUGUUUUCACACUUUGUGGAUUCUGGUGCAUCUAAUUUGGAUGUCUGUCCCCACACAAUCCACACUGCAGUGGCACUGCAUACUGAAUCUAAAGCUGUGGAAGGGACAGCUCUGUGCGGCCCUCAGAAGGUCUACAGCUCUGAAGAGAAAGAGUUGGAAGCCAUGGCUAAAUUACAUAUCCCAGUAAUGGUGGAUCAAGUUGUUCAUUGCUUGGCACCACAAAAGGGACAGAAUUUCAGCCUUUGUGUGGCACACUUGUCUGAUCAAAUAACUGGGGGAAGUCUGGAGAGGAAGCAGAAACAAGGCCACCUGAACUGGCAAGAACAGGAUAUGAUGAACUGCUAAGAAUACAAGGUUUUCCUAGAUAUGACCUUUGGUUCAGGAGGACAUACAAGAGCCAUUCUGCAGAAGGAACCAGAUGUUAUGGUCUAUGCCUUAGACCGGGACCCAGUGGCUUAUGCAAUAGCUGAGCAGCUUUCAAGACUGUAUCCGACACAGAUCCAAGCUCUGUUGGGCCAGUUCAGCCAAGCGGAGGCAUUGCUAAUGAAAGCUGGAGUGCAGCCAGGAACGAUUGAUGGAAUCCUUAUGGACCUGGGGUGUUCUUCCAUGCAACUUGAUGCUCCUGAACGAGGUUUCUCCCUUCGGAAAGAUGGCCCCUUGGACAUGAGGAUGGAUGGAGACAGGUACCCUGACACGCCCACUGCUUCUGAUGUUGUGAAUGCUUUAGAUCAACAAGCACUUGCAUCCAUCCUAAGAGCAUAUGGAGAGGAAAAACAUGCCAAAAAAAUUGCUUCUGCGAUCAUUCAAGCACGCAGCACAUACCCUAUCUCUAGAACCCAGCAGCUUGCCAGCAUUGUUGCAGGUGCCUUUCCUCCCUCUGCUGUCUAUGCAAGAAAAGACUUGCUACAAAGAUCCACCCACAUCGCUACCAAGACUUUCCAAGCCCUUCGCAUCUUUGUGAACAAUGAGCUCAAUGAGCUCUAUGCAGGACUGAGGACAGCAGAGAAGUUUCUAAAAACUGGUGGUCGCCUGGUCGCCCUCUCCUUCCAUUCCUUAGAAGAUCGUAUUGUCAAACGCUUUCUGCUUGGGAUAAGCAUGACAGAAAGGUUUAACCUGAGCAUUAGACAGAAGGUGAAGCAGACUUCCCAGCUGGAUUCAGAUCAGGAGACUGAGGAGAGACACUCUGUAAGAGCGCCUCUGAAGUGGGAGCUGAUACACAAGAAGGUACUUACUCCAGAAGAUCAAGAUGUCCAAGAUAACCCCAGAGGGCGCUCAGCCAAGCUCAGAGCAGCCAUCAAAUUAUGAGGAUCUUAUUAUUUGAUCCACAAGUUUUUACUCAAUAUUUCUAUUUUUUUUUUCUAACUUAAAACUGUGUUUCUGGAUGUAAUGUAAAGUAUGGGGCAUCUCUAUGCCCUAAAUUCGAAAUUGAUAUAUUUACAUUUGCAGUGAACAUUCAAUGGCUUAUAUAAUUCAUCAUGAUCAUGGAAUAAAUUAUAAUUUCCCCUACCAUAGCUUUAUCAAAUGUAAGCUUUUUACAAAUUUUAAAUUCUCAACAUUAUUUAAAAUAUACCAUACUGGUGGUCUUCACUAGUGAGUUCAUAGUUCAUUUGAAGGCAUUUUUCAAUAUGAUCCAUAUUUCAUACAGUGGAAAGGAAGCAUGUAGAACUGCUCUAACAACCCUCAUAGAAAAUCUGAGGUCCAGAACUUCUAUUUGCUGUGGGUUGUAUCAAUACUCUUAGUAAACAAUGUAAUCUCUUGUUUCAUCUUGCUUUUUUGUUUCCUUAAAUAAUUUUAAAUGUUAUGCAAAGUGGUAAGUUUCACUAUGGCAUUUUCAUGAAAAUAAAGCAUGAUAUUAGUACUAUU